Molecule: messenger RNA, 5366 nt
Organism: Pocillopora meandrina
Lineage: Eukaryota; Metazoa; Cnidaria; Anthozoa; Scleractinia; Pocilloporidae
Source: the annotation of a GenBank genome assembly
AUGGUGAGCUUUGCCGAUCUGGUCUCUUUGCCUAAGGGUGCUUCGAAGGCGAAGUGGCGAACUCUGUUGUAUAUUUCGUGACUUUGCAUACAAGCACGUCAACAAUUCAGUCGUGAUUUCAGUAUAGUUAUUAAUUUUUCCUUUUAACAUUUGAGACGAUAUUUUGUUCCCAAUGAACGCUUUCUUCGGCCAAAUGCCCAGUAAACUUUGCGUGCGUUUAACCCGCUCCGUGGUUGAAACUUUUGAUUAAAAAUUCCACAAUUUCCAUUAAACUUUACAGACGACAUUCAAGCAACGUCUUGUUCGAAGUUUGGUCAAUCACGGUUUAGCUGUUGUGGGCUGCACCACGGUUAUAGUCACAUAUCAUUUCUCGACGAGUGGCGACGAGAGAUUUUACAGAUCCAUUGUCAUGCCAGUUGUAAUGAAGGUUCUUGAUGCUGAACGCGCCCAUGCAUUUGCUGUAUGGUUGGCUUCCAAAGGUCUUGUUCCUGUGGACAGAACUGGUGAUCCAGAGAUCUUGGUAAAUGCAAAUGUUAUUUGAGAAAAAGAAAUCGGGUUUGAGGGGGGUAAACUGGCCUGCUUUCUCCACCCUUCUCCCCUACCCCCACUUUCCUCCCCAACCACCCAUGUUGCCCAUCUUUCCUGAGCAGUUCACCUGUAUCCUUUUAAACUCCUGAGGAGAGAGAUUCUGGGAGAGUGUCAUCAAAGAGCACAAUGUAAUUCACCAUAGCAAGGGCUCCUAACUUUUUAACACCCAAGAUCUCAUUAGUAAUUCUCCUUACUGUCUGUCAUACAAUUCUUAUGAUGCUAGUUCUGAGAAUUUAAUACUGGAUCAACUGGGACAUCCCCAACCUCAUAUUUUUCUUUAUUCUCAUCACCUGUCUGAUCGAUAAUGUAAGGAGGAAUUCUGCCUUGGUCACUCACAGGAGUUAGAGGGUUAACAAGAUCUUCAAAUCUGAAAUCCAUUACACUUAGGUUGGUGUAUCUCUCUUACUUGGGGUAUUCAAACAAAAAUAGCCUUGAGGGUCAGAGAAAAAGGCUUUGUGAGAACCUUCAGUACAGUGGGUAUCUAUAACCACUAUACUGCUUAAUGAUUAUAUUGCACUGUUGAAACAGGAUGAGAGUGUUUCCUUGGGAGGGGGGGGUUAUUUCUUAACAAUAGACUAGUAAGGAUGUGCUAUUAGGUGUGGUGGUAUUUUCUUGACUGGAUUGACUAUCAUGGAGUUUCAUUUCCAACAGAGUCACUAGAGUGGGGUCACACAUUUUCAGAAAUUUUUGGGAUAAUUGACCAUAAUGGGAAAAAGGUUCUACCAUGCAAAUACUCAGCAAAAAUUGACCCAAGUAUCCCACCCUAGGGUCUUUUCCUCUAUUCUUAGAAUUUACAUCUUAGGGAUUUUUCUGUUUUUUUUUAACUUAUAUUAUGUUUUAUCACAAUUAUUUGUGUGAGAACUUACAUGAUUGACUUGCAACUUCUUAUUUGAAUCCAGAGAACCACAGUAUUUGGUCUUCCAUUUCCCAACCCAAUUGGAUUGGCAGCAGGCUUUGACAAGCAUGGAGAAGCAGUUGAUGGAUUAUUAAAAACUGGAUUUGGUUUUGUAGAGAUUGGAAGUGUAACUCCAUUGCCACAGGCUGGUAAUGACAAGCCUAGAGUAUUCAGACUUAUGGAAGAUAAAGCUGUUAUUAACAGGUAAGGCCAUGGAAAGAAAAACUUAUUUUAACUCCCUGGAGCCUGAAAAAAAAAAUUAUGUAAAGCUAUGUUAUGCACAUAGAAAAGGUCAGUCUGUAUCUCAUACUGUUCACAUUUAUGUUGAUACAGUGCAGUUGAACCUCUCUUUUAAUGCACUUCUAUUCAGGAGAUAACUCUGUUUAGGAGAUUGAUGGGGCUGUCCUGGUGUACUGGUACACGGGGGAAUUCCUAUUGUUUUCAUAUCCAUACAUGGAGUUGUGACGCAGUUCGUUAAUGCUUGUUCCUUUGUGUACCGGUACACGAGGACACAACCAGAUUGAUGCUGACUGGUCUUAACUGAACAAAAUGCUCCAGUAAUUACCCUUGUCUCCAUUAUCCUCAUUGAAAUUACACCUCCAUGUUCCAAGGGUGUCAUCUUCAUUGGGGCUCUAUGGUUUGCUGUCAGAGAUUGAGCAAUGAAUCAGCUGAAAUAAGUGUUUAAAAAAGACAAUAUUAUACUUUUUGCUGAACUAAAAAUGAAAAUAAUCUGUAUGAAGAGAUGUUCAGGUCUCAUUUUUCUAACUUAUUUCCCACACCUUACUAGAAUUGACAACUUUGUUUCAUUCUUAUUAGAUAUGGUUUCAACAGUGAUGGACAUGAGACUGUACGAUCACGACUGGAGGAGCAGGUCAAAUCUAGGGGGCACCCACCUGGAAUCCUUGGAAUAAAUCUUGGUAAAAAUAAAACAUCUAACAAUGCCGCAGAUGACUAUGUUAAAGGAGUGCAGUGCUUCAGUGGCUUGGGAGACUAUGUGGUUAUCAAUGUUUCAUCUCCAAAUACACCAGGCCUGAGAUCUCUACAGGGCAGACAAGAAUUAGAAAAACUAAUUGAUAAGGUGAGAUGAGUAAGUUACCAUAUUCGCUUGGGUUGUGCAAUAACUUCUUACUAACCAAGUGCGAGGGCAGUACUGUAAGUUAUGGGGGAACAGGGACAAAGGUUAGGGAGAUAACCUUAGAAUUCUGAGCUUCUUGUUUUUUGCUUUUAGGUAAUUGAGGCUCGCAGUUCGUUGCCUGUAGAUGUACAACAUCCUGUAUUGGUAAAGAUUGCUCCAGAUCUGACAGAAGUUGACAAAGAAGAUAUUGCAGCUGUGGUUACAAGGAAACAGGUCUGUUUUGUUCUAUUUUAGCCCAUAUGGCUUUGUCCUUUUAAAUUAUGGAAGUUCAGAGUUUGAGAAAUAUUUCACUUCCGUAGAUAAACUAUUAGAAUGUGAUGAUUUCUAGGGUGGAGUUGAUGGAAUUAUAGUGACAAACACAACUGUUGCAAGACCAGAAACAUUACAGAGUAGUAACAAGAAAGAAACUGGAGGGCUGAGUGGAAAACCUUUGACUGAAAUGUCCACACAGACAGUGUCAGACAUGUUCAGACUAACAGAAGGUGAGGGUCUGAACUAUCAUUUUUGGGUUUUACUCUGUCAUUGUUUUCAAAGUACAACCCAGAAAAAUGAAAUUGCAGGUGUUUCAACAAAAGCUGCUAAGCAGUAGUAAGACCUCUCACUACUGUCUUUUUAGUUGCAAAGCACUCUUUUUAAUGCCUACAAUUUUCGAGAUUCUCCAUUUCAAAUUUUUCUUUGAGGAGAAUGCCCCAAGAACCUUAGAGGAAAGGGGCCUCAUGGCGUCUUUUCCAGAACAGCUGCACAUUACAUCAUUGGCAGCUUCUUUUGGCUAAAGUUACUAAAACCCCUGGAAUUAUGAUUAAUUUUGUUUACUGAACUUUCUCCUAGUUAGGAUUUACACUGUAGCUUUUCUUCUGAUGGUACACAACUAAACAGCUCAUCAUCACCUUUGUUAUUCUGUCUACCUAUGAAUUGCUUGCAGCUGAUCCUAACAGAAUGCAGGAUGGCUGUUGCACAUGGACCUACAGCUUACUAUUAAGUUGGGGCUUUUUCUUCAAUUCCUGGUGCUACUUUCUUGAUUUAUGAAUAUUAAAUGGAAUCAGGAUGGGUAAUGGGUAACCUGAAGGUCAUGGAAUUUUGCUAUAUCAUUUUCCAGGCUUAGAGAGUCAUUCGGUUUUAGUGUUGGUAUAAAGAAAGACUGAGAAAAUGGCUGAAAGCAUUUCUUUCUUUAGUAGAAAUUCCUUUGUCUGUGAAAGUUUUAAAAUUUUGUAAGUCCAAAAGUGUUCCUGCUAAAGAAUGUUAAAUCACUCGGUAAGAGUGAAGUUAUUCUGACUGGUCUUUCCUAUGUACUCCUGACCAUGAUUUUCUUAAUGUUCUAAAGGCAAAAUACCAAUUAUUGGUGUUGGAGGGAUUUCUUCAGGUCAAGAUGCCUAUGACAAAAUCAGAGCUGGAGCUUCAUUGAUUCAGCUAUACACAGCCCUUGCUUAUGAAGGACCUCCCAUUGUGAAGAAAAUAAAGAGGGAACUUUCCGAACUCCUGAAGUUAGUUGACAUUCUUUUUUUUUUUUUUAAUGCUUUAACUUUCUGAAGUGAUUCACAUGUAACUUCUCCCUACAAUAUCCAUGUACUAUCCAGCAAACAGGUAAUGAAAAUACUCAAAUGUAUCAGGGAGAAGUUGUCAUCUUGAUCUUGCACCAAAUUCUUGGAACUAAUUUACAAGGAAAUGUGUAGCAGCUAGAGAGGAGAAUUAACAAUCAGAUCUUGGGAGUUAAAGGGUUGAUUGAUUCCCCUUAUAAGAAUAUGAGUAUCAUAAUGGUAAAAUGUACCUCAAAAACCAUCACAGGUUUUGUACAGGUCAUGGUAAACCCCAAAGGUCAUGAAAUUCCAUGAUCUUCCAGACCUGAAAAGUCAUGGAAUUUGAGUCUGGGUCAUGAAAAAGGAAAAAAAAUUAUAUUUUAAGAGUAGCAAAGAGAUGAGUAUCCUUUUGAUUUGAUCAUUUCCUCUUUAUUUUGGGAGCAACAUCUCUAUAGUAGGUCAUGGAAAAUAUCAAAGAGGUCCUAGACAACAUGGAAAGCAGUAGAAUUUUAGGAUUUUGAAAGAGUAAAACUCUGUAUCAUCAUUGCUAUACAGGUUGUAGCAUUGCUAAGUACAGUUAGCGGUGAAUAAGGAAUUCAGGAAACACACAUGAAAUGUAACUCAUAUUUUAUUGUGAGCCUUAUUUUAGAUACUUACACUUCAACUUAAGAUAUUUUGUUUUGUUGAUCUCUCCCAGGAAGGAUGGUUUCAAGUCAGUAGAAGAAGCUGUUGGUAUUGAUCACAUCAAACCCAUAUGACCACUGAGAUGCAAGAAUGGAAGCUUUCACCUUUUUUUUCCAAAGAGUGUAAAUGCCACUUGCUAUUUAAUCUGCAAAAAUGGAAAGCACACAAUAUAGGUCCUUUUUUGAAUUUGUCGAUCAAUUUAAUAUCUAAUUCCAUGAUACAAUCUGACCAAGUCAUUUUUGCAGUAAAAUUAGCGUGACCUCCAUUAACAUAUAAUUGUCAUCUCAACACACAGCAUUCUGACCAACAAGCAACUAUGCUGAUUACAGCAUUAACCCUUUCAGUCAUCUACAAAACAUUUGUUAACUUACACAAUCAUGUAGUUCAAUGGCACUGUUUGAUAUGAUGAGUGAGGAGCUUAAGUGGUAUUUUUGAGAAGGGUAUUUAAAACUGGUUCAUUUGUAUUUGAAUAAAACAUGUCAAGAGUGUUUUGCAAGAAUUAAUAAUUUUGUCAUAAUUUCUGUUGUUGUCAUUGUUGUUAGACUGCAGG